Ilyonectria robusta is the source of this 1324-nucleotide messenger RNA. RefSeq lists its product as uncharacterized. The transcript is spliced from 3 exons. The record is from RefSeq and is a predicted model, not a curated record. The coding region runs from base 65 to 1324 and encodes 419 amino acids. NCBI's taxonomy places the organism in Eukaryota, Fungi, Ascomycota, Sordariomycetes, Hypocreales, Nectriaceae. Gene Ontology annotation, molecular function: FMN binding; oxidoreductase activity.
CUCUUGUAUUUCAUCAUUCUACCGGUCAAACAUCCUUCGAGUCAAGACCCAAAGCCUGACUACCAUGUCAAAUUCACCACUUGCUCAGCCGCUGCCGCUGCCCUGCGGCCUGACGCUGCCAAAUCGACUCGUCAAAGCCGCCCUGGCUGAGCAGAUGGCAGAUUCUCAAAAACUCCCCACUCCAGCUCAAUUCAAUCGAACUUAUGGCGCCUGGGCUGAUGGAGGUUGGGGCAUGAUCCUGACUGGCAAUGUUCAGGUUGACGAACGUUAUCUUGGCGGCCCUGACGACAAUGUAAUCGACGCGAGUGCAAGCUUGUCGGAAGAACAGGUGCUCGAGGCAUACAGGAACCUGGUCAAUGUCUGCCGUCGCGCAGGAACCCCCACGAUUGUUCAGAUUAACCAUCCCGGACGACAAUCUCCCCUCGGAGCUGGGAAGCGCAGCAUGUUUUCCAAGUCCCUCGCACCCAGCGCUAUCCCGUUGAACAUGGGCUCGGACAUGCUCUCGAGGAUCCUGGGCAGCCUGGUAUUCGGCACUCCCAAGGCAAUGACGGUUGCCGAUAUCGAAGACGUCGUCCAGCGUUUUGCCAAUGCAGCCCGCAUCGCAGCCGAGGCAGGAUUCGACGGAAUUCAGAUUCAUGCUGCCCAUGGAUAUCUCCUCUCGCAGUUCAUGUCUGCGCGAUCGAAUCGAAGGACCGACGCGUACGGCGGGUCGGCAGCUGCCAGAGUCAAGAUUGUUAUAGAUAUCAUCAAAGCCGUGCGAGCUGUGGUGCCCAAGACGUUUUGCAUCGGUCUCAAGUUCAAUUCGGUCGAUCACCAAACCUCGAGCAGUGCGGGAGCUUCCUCCGAGCUAGACGAUUGCCUCGAGCAGGCUGUUCUUAUAGCAGAGACUGGUCUGGACUUUUUGGAGAUUAGCGGCGGUACAUAUGAAAAUCCCCUUAUGGUGACCGGAACUGAUACCACUACUGCUCCGUCGGAAAGAACCGCAGCUCGGGAAUCGUUCUUUUUGGACUUUGCAAAGGAGAUCAGAGCAAAGCUUCCGAACAUGGCCUUGAUCGUGACUGGAGGCUUCCAAAGUCGCCAGGGUAUGGAGCUUGCCCUCAAUGAAGGUGCUUGCGACAUGAUCGGAAUGGGGCGACCAGCAGUGCUCAACCCAUCGCUCCCAUUGAACAUAAUCUUCAACAAGGAAGUUCCCGAGGCCGACGCAAAGGUGUACCGCAAAAAGAUCACGCCACCUUGGUUGCUCAAGGCAUUGGCACCGAAAUCAGUCGGCGCGGGCUUUGAGAGUACAUGGUAUAGCAAACACAUGCAGAAGAUUGGGCUGUAG